GUAGCUUGCGAAGAUCCCACAAACAGCGCCUAUUUAAAAAUUGACCAAACAGUAAAACAGAUUUUCAAUUUGUGCGGAGGGGGUCAGCUCUCCCCACAUCGAGAGCCCUGGUCGAAGUAUUUAAGAACUUCUCCAAGUGCUAAAAAGCUUUUGAGCUCAAAUUUUGCCCAUAGAUAGGAGAUGUAUAGACUAGAAAAAUUCUAGGAGGAAGAUAUGGGCGCAAGUUGCGAUUUACAUUUUACUACAAUCUUCCUAUAGAACUCGAUUUUUCUAAUAAAAUUAAAGUUUCAAGUUUUGACCUGAAACUUUUCAUACAUCAAGGUCUCAAUUAAACAAGCUUGCCGACAAAGUUUCAAAAUUUCUGGUUGAAUUAUCUCGGAGAUAAUUCUAAAACUUUGUAGGCAUGCUAGUCUGAUUAAGACGUUGAUGUAUGUAAAGCUUCAAGUCAAAAUUUGAAACUUUAAUUUUAUUGGAAAAAUCGAGUCCUAUAGGAAGAUUGUAGUAAAAUGUAAAUCGCAAGUUUCGUUCAUAUCUUUCUUCUACGGUUUUUCUAGUCUAUACAUCUUCUAUCUAUAGGCAAAAUUUGAGCUUCAAAAAUUUUUACCACUUGGAGAGAUUCUCUCGUUAGAUCUAUAGAAUGUCCAAGUUCCUGUUAUCUUAGAGAAUAAUAAAUCGUAGAGCUCUUGCUAAAAAUUUCUCUGUUGGAAACAGUUUGUAUAUUUUCUCAAGUAAAGAUUUGUAGUGUAGUCAAUACGCACAUUUUAUUAGCAUAGUUCUAAAUUUGAUGAAAUUUUCACAACAUGUGUAACAGAUGUUAAUGUACGAUAUUUGAAAAUUUUAGUAUUCAAGAUAAUUUAUCAUCGAAUUAUAUUAAUGAUCAAACAACUAAUGAUAUCGAUAGAGAUUUACUUGAAACUACUAAUAGACUUUCAUCAUCUUCAAUAUCAUCAUUAUCAUUACCAAUAAUGGAUAAUUCUAUAGCAAAUAAUUUAGCUGUUAUGUCUUUGGAAAGAACUUCUCAUCUAUCUGAUCAUUUAACUGAUUCAUUACGACAACAACAACAACAACAACAACAACAAACGACUACAUCUUCAUCAUCUCUUACUGAUACAACACAUUUACCACCAACAUCAACAUCUCAUAAUAAUAAUAAUUCAUUUAUAUCGAAUACUUUUUCUAAUACAAGUAACGGUCCCGGUGGUAAUUCAUCUGCUUUUACACCAUAUAAUACACCUGGCACAUAUUCAUCAAUACCAAGAGAUUAUUCUCAAGCAGGAUCAACAUGGAAUCAACAAUCAUCAAAUUAUAAAACGACUCCUAAAUCAACAAUACUUCAACCAGGAAAUUAUUCUCAACAAGCAUCAUAUCAAAUACAACCUCAACAACAAUUCUUUGUUGGAACUUAUCCUUAUCAUCCACCUACAAUUUAUCCAUUAAUAACACAAGUUGAUUCUUGGUCAACUGCUGGAUUUGAUCCUUAUACAACAUAUCCAACAAAUAAUUAUAUGCCAACAUAUACUACACAACAACAAUAUCAUCCUACUACUGUUCAAUCUAAUAAAUAUGAUCGACCUUCAUAUGAUAAAGAUUUUUUUGCUCAUUAUGGUCAAAAUCGUUUAUCAAAUAAUGAAUUAUUAAAUGUAUCUCAAACAACGAAAGAUAUUCCUCCAACAAGUAAAUUAUCAGCGACUGCAGCUUCAUUCUCUCAGGGAGCUCCAUUGACACCAACUAGUCCAGCAACAGCAUACUAUUUCAAUCCGGUUUUAUAUACAGUACCAACUUAUUAUACUUCACAUCAUGAUCGAACUAUAACUUAUCCUUCAAUUGAUAAUCGUGAUAAUCGAAAUGGUGCUUCAUAUGCUGGUAAUAAUAAUCGUAAUCAUUAUCAUCAUUAUCAACACCAACGUACACAUAAUAAUUCGACUUGGCAUUCACAACAGUAA
This is a messenger RNA of Rotaria sordida, 1943 nucleotides long. NCBI's taxonomy places the organism in Eukaryota, Metazoa, Rotifera, Eurotatoria, Philodinida, Philodinidae. The record is from the annotation of a GenBank genome assembly.